This is a messenger RNA of Bactrocera dorsalis (oriental fruit fly), 2837 nucleotides long. RefSeq lists its product as uncharacterized. The coding region runs from base 912 to 1955 and encodes 347 amino acids. The transcript has 2 exons. Gene Ontology annotation, molecular function: nucleic acid binding. Gene Ontology annotation, biological process: DNA integration. NCBI's taxonomy places the organism in Eukaryota, Metazoa, Arthropoda, Insecta, Diptera, Tephritidae. The record is from RefSeq and is a predicted model, not a curated record.
UCGGAGCAGCUCCUUUCACUAUGGAACUACCAAUAAUGAGUAGUAUUAAUCUUAAGUUAUUAUUUAUACUUAAAUUAACUAAAUUAAUACGCACACGUAUAUUCCGCCAACUGUGGUGAGAAAACAUUGUAAAUAUUAAAUACUUUAUAUUAAUUGUUAUCUGGUCACUCUAAUUGUGCAUAUCCACCACACAUUACUCGUUAUUCUAAUUCCUCAUUUCCCUUUAUCCUUUAAUAUGUUUAUACAUACAUACAUGUUAGAACAAUUAAGCUUAGCUUUGCCUAAGCCUAGCAUCUUAGUUAUCAGUUCGCUUUUUACAUUCGAUACCGGCACACGCAUUAUUUUCUUGUUCGGUUCUUAUACUCGCUACCUGCAGACAGGCAGGCAUUUCACCUAAUAAACCACCAGCCACGUAACUUUCUACUUGUUGUAUUAUAUAUAUUUAUAUUAAUAAAUAUUUUGUAAAUAUAUAUCGUCGUUGUUUUAUAUCGCGAUUCGAAGCUAUCAAAAAAGCUUGGUAGCUCAACAUUUUGGUGACCCCGACGUGAUCGCUGUGUGUGUUUAUUGGUGAUAUAGUUAUACUUAACAUUAACUAUCAAACUAUUAGUUCGUGCGCCACCGUGCUAGUGUAACAUUAGUGUGGACAUAUUUUGCAGUGAACAAUAGAUAAAUCAAACUCGUGGUUUAAAACCUAUUUGAUUUGUGGCAAAAUAGUGGCGUGAUUUCUAGAAAGCGCUACUACGGUAAAUUUGGAUAUUUAAGCGAAAACAUUUCUAACGUAACUUAAUACCGUAAGCACCGUUUAUCGGGUGCCGCUAAUUUCUUCAACGGUUCGGUACGGUUAUCCGCUAUACAUUACCGCGCUGAUCACCUAACCUUGUUUAAUUUUUAAUUGGCUAAAUUUUUUGGAUAUGUCGUUAAACCAAUCAAUCGGUGGUACUCCAGCUGGAGACAUUCCUGCCAAUGCGAGUCCCAUAAGUCAGCAUUCACCAAUGGGCAGGGUGACAUUUUUGAAGUUGAAGACACAGGCCAUGUAUAAGCGCCUUGAAUGCAUAAGUGCUGAUAUGGACUCGGAGCGGUUGCAAAGCAUGGACGAGUAUGCUUUAGCGGCAAUAAUUGAUUCAGUUAACGAACUGAAAUCGAAUUUCUUGGCUGCACACACAAGCUUGGAAGAGCAUGACUUUGAAUCUAUUGGAAGUGAUUUACUUACACAAUUUGAUACGAAUUUGGUUCAGUUGAAAGCUACCCUACAACGUGAAAUUGGAAAGCGUAGCGCUUCUCAACAUUGUUCCACAUUCAAGAUGAACAGCAAUGAAUUCCAGCCUAUUAUUGUGAAUACUAAUCGUUCUCGUUUGCCUCAAUUAACGUUGCCUAAAUUCAGUGGAUCUUAUAUAGAGUGGACAAAUUUCUAUUCGAUGUUCUCAUCAGUCAUCGAUAAGGACAGCGACCUAAGCGAUGUGGACAAAUUGCAACAUUUGCGUUCCUGCUUGAGUGGUGCUGCUCUUGACACCAUACGAUCGUUGGAAAUAAAUGAGGCUAAUUAUAAAAUCGCAUUAGAUCUUCUCAUUAAACGAUUUGAUAAUAAACGUCUUAUUUUUCAGGCACAUAUCAGGGAGAUUUUCGGGAUGGACAAAGCAGAUGGUACUGUCAGCAAGCUGCGAGCGUUGUCGGACAAGGUCAAUUCGCAUAUAUGUGCGUUGCAGUCACUUGGCUCCAAAGAGCAAAUAGCGGACUGCAUAGUGGUACAGUUUUUAACGCAAAAGUUGGACAAAGUAACUCAAGCAAAAUGGGAAGAAAGUUGGUCAAUAAACGAGUUACCAUCGUGGGAAUCAUUAGCUGCAUUUUUAGAACAUCGAUGUCGUACCCUCGAGAACGUAGAGCAUGCAUUACAAACACAAGCUGAAACAUUUGGUAAAACCGGAAAAACCAAAAUCCAGAAGAUCUUGAUGUACUGACGCCCGGACAUUUUCUCAUUGGUGGUCCUCUUAUCGCUAUUCCUGAGCCGAACCUCACGCAUCUAAACUGCAAUCGUUUAGACCGCUGGCAGCAGGUUACCUACAUACAACAAAUAUUUUGGAAGCGAUGGAGUGAAGAAUAUCUUACUAUUCUACAACAACGAGCAAAGUGGCGUAAACCACACCCAAACAUUGCAGUCAAUGACAUCGUAUGCAUCAAAGACGAAAAUUCAGCACCUCUUAAAUGGCCCUUGGGUCGUGUUACAGAAGUUGUCACUGGGACAGACGGGGUUGCAAGAGUAGCCGUUCUUCGUACGUCUACCGGCAUGAUGCGUCGAGCUAUCAAUAAACUGUGCGUUUUACCUGUCAAAGAUUCUUUUGAAAGUUAGACCUUUCAACGGGUGGAGGAUGUUCGGAGCAGCUCCUUUCACUAUGGAACUACCAAUAAUGAGUAGUAUUAAUCUUAAGUUAUUAUUUAUACUUAAAUUAACUAAAUUAAUACGCACACGUAUAUUCCGCCAACUGUGGUGAGAAAACAUUGUAAAUAUUAAAUACUUUAUAUUAAUUGUUAUCUGGUCACUCUAAUUGUGCAUAUCCACCACACAUUACUCGUUAUUCUAAUUCCUCAUUUCCCUUUAUCCUUUAAUAUGUUUAUACAUACAUACAUGUUAGAACAAUUAAGCUUAGCUUUGCCUAAGCCUAGCAUCUUAGUUAUCAGUUCGCUUUUUACAUUCGAUACCGGCACACGCAUUAUUUUCUUGUUCGGUUCUUAUACUCGCUACCUGCAGACAGGCAGGCAUUUCACCUAAUAAACCACCAGCCACGUAACUUUCUACUUGUUGUAUUAUAUAUAUUUAUAUUAAUAAAUAUUUUGUAAAUAUA